UUCCCGGAAAUGCCGCCUGGAAAGUUGGCGAACAAGUAAGGCAAAGCACCCAAUCUUCUUCCCGACACGCUUCCCUACUCAGCCGACCGCGAGAUAUAUAUAUGUACAGAUAGAUUAUUAAAGUCAUAAAAAGAGGGAGAGGAAGAGACCAAGAGAUACAUUCAAAAUCAAAUAAUACCACCAUAGAUCCUAAACACCUCCAUUCCAAUAUCUUCGGUGUUCAACAUGGGCUCUGCAGCGGCUCUGCUGCCUACUCCCACAUGGCGGCAUCAGCCUACUUCUUCUCCCCCACGCCGCCACUCCGUCGGCAGCCACCGUUUCCAUCCCGGCCAGCAGCGCAUUUUUCCGGUUGCUCGGCUGUUCGGGCCGGCCAUCUUCGAGGCCUCUAAGCUGAAGGUUAUGUUCCUCGGAGUGGACGACCGGAAGCAUCCGGAGAAGCUUCCGCGCACUUAUACUCUCACCCACAGCGACGUCACAGCCUGCCUAACCCUCGCCAUAUCCCAAACCAUCAACUGGGCACAGCUGCAGGGAUGGUACCACAAGCUGCAGCGAGACGAGGUGGUGGCCGAAUGGAGAAAGGUUCGAGGAAAGAUGUCGCUGCCCCCCUGCCACAUCAGCGGCGGCCACUUUCUCCUUGACUUCCUCGCCAACCUCCGCCACCACAUCUUCUCGAGGGAACUUCCGGUGGUUCUCAAGGCCUUCGUCCACGGCGACGGCGGACUUUUCAGGACCUACCCCGAUCUCGAGGAUGCCCUCGUCUGGGUCUACUUCCACUCCAACUCCCCCGAACUCCACAGCGUAGAGUGCUGGGGCCCGCUCCGUGAGGCUGCCGAGAUAGGCCGCCCAGAAAGGCCAGAUUCGGGAGACAUUGGAGAGGCCGACAAAAGUUGGCCUACACCGCACCUGCGCUGCGAGACUGCCUGCGACUGCUGCUUUCCGGCACAUACGUUGAUUCCGUGGCCAACCGCCGAGAUGAAGGCGGAGGAGCAGCUGCAGCAGUAGCUCGAAUCCGAAGCGUGCCACGUUUAUCAUUCAAUACAUACUAUGAUUAUACAAUUUCAUAAUUUGAUUGAAUUCAUACAUUGCAUUGGAUUCUAAAUCUGUACAUAGAAAAUAUGUUUAGAAAAAUCGAAGAGACAGUAUUAAAUUAAUUUACGCAUUUUUCUUAUGCUAUGUGGAAUUGACAGUUAACUGCUAAUUUGAUUCGU
Molecule: messenger RNA, 1208 nt
Organism: Phalaenopsis equestris
Lineage: Eukaryota; Viridiplantae; Streptophyta; Magnoliopsida; Asparagales; Orchidaceae
Product: protein STAY-GREEN, chloroplastic-like
Source: RefSeq, a predicted model, not a curated record